Messenger RNA from Acanthoscelides obtectus, 2013 nucleotides. The record is from the annotation of a GenBank genome assembly. NCBI's taxonomy places the organism in Eukaryota, Metazoa, Arthropoda, Insecta, Coleoptera, Chrysomelidae.
AUGACGCUUUUUUUGUUGCAGAGUACCAAUGUAGUGAACACUUGGAGUCCGCAAGGUGAACUGCCCUUGGAAUUAGCAUUGCGAGCUCGAAACUCCAGUAUAGCGACGACCUUGGUGGAACAUGGGGCUGACGUGAAUGCCAAGGAUUCGGAAGGGGAUGUCCUGAUACACAGAGCUAUCAAGAAAGAAUAUGCAUUCGGGGCAUUGUUCUUGUUGAAGCAUAACUGCGAUGUGUCGAGCACCACAAGAAGUGAAAAUGAUACACCAUUACACCUGUUAGCUGGAGCUAAUAAUAUAGAAGACUGUGAACUCAUAGCUGAAAAUUUAAUAAAUACAAACGUAAACGUCAAUUGCCAGAACAGACAAGGACACUCCGCCCUUCAUAUCGCAAUUGAGGCUGACAACCGACCGAUAUUCGACAUUCUGCUAAAACAAGACUACAUCAACGUCAACCAAAGAACAGAAGAUGAACAUACGCCGCUGUAUUAUGCUCUACUGAAAUAUGAGGCUGGUGAUGAUGACUCACGUGAUUCGUACGCAGCUAGGCUAUUGGCGACAGGAGCUCAUCCAAAUCCGGUCUAUUCGGCCAACAACAGUAGUCUAUUGCAGGUGCUUAUUUUAAAUGGCGCUGAAAACGCAGCUCUGUUUUUGAGCACACAUAUGGACAACUUAGACCAUGUUAAUAAUGAAGGUGAAACAGCUCUCCAUCUAGCUUGUUCCAAAGGGUACCAUAAACUAGUCGCGUCGUUGCUCAAACAUGGAGCUAAUCCUAAUCUACUAACAAAUGAAAGUAGACAGCCAGCACUGCAUUAUGCUGUUAAAGCAAACUCCGAACAGUGCAUCAACUGUAUCAUUGAAUUCAACGAACAAAAUGAAAAUGCUGAUGACCCAGAUAGAAUGCAACCUAAGAUACCUUGCAACUUCAACAUUAGAGACACUAAUGGAGAUACACCCAUUAGUUUAGCACUGAAUGAAGGAUACAAUCAUCUUAUACCAGUUUUGAUCAAGGGUAAAGCGGAUGUUAACGUGCGAAACGGCAAGGAUUUUACGUUACUUCAUCAAGCUAUUUUGAAGGAGGAUGCAAAAACUGCAAUAUUUUUGUUGGAUCAAGGAAUCGAUAUAAAUGCGAAAGGUGUUGAUAUGUCAGCUCCGGACCGAUUAGGAAACUGCGCUUUAUGGGCCGCACUAGACUCUGAUAAAGAGGAUAUCGCCAGCAUUCUGACAUUGGUUGAACACAGAGCAAAUGUUAACGCGAGAGACGCAGAAAACAAAACUCCUUUGCAUAUAGCUAUUGAAAAUAGGCAAGACGAUAUAAUUUCGCUAUUGUUAAGUGUACCUGAAAUCGACUUGAGUCUGAGGGACAAAUCCGGACUGAGCCCAUUCGCAACAGCACUGACCUUUAAGAAUAAUAAGGCUGCCGAGGCGAUCCUUGUUAAACUUCCGACUGCUGCUGAUCAGUUUGACGCUAAAGGGCAGAACUUCCUCCACAUCGCGAUCAAAAAAGGCGACACGGAAAGUGCCCUUUUCCUGUUGACCGUCCAAGUAGACGUUAAUUCUAGAGUUCAGGAUGCUAUGUUGACUCCGCCCUUACACUUAGCAGCCAAACACGGUGACGAAACUUUGGUGAGAAGUCUACUACUUGCUGGCGCGAGGCUAGAUGACAGAGAUGCUCAGAAGAGAACCGCUCUUCACGUUGCUGCUGAAGCUGGCAACGUUCCAGCUGUAACAGCUCUCUUAGAGAACCAUGCAGAUUGUGAUGCUGUGGAUGUGAAUCAGGAUAAUGCGUUGCAUAUUGCCGUAAGAGAAGGAAGCAUCAGUGUUGUUCGUGCGUUAUUAACGCAGUCCACAAUAGAUGCGGAAGCUGUGAAUUUAAAGGGAAGAAAUCCGUUGCACGAGCUUUGUAAAUACGGGAAAGAAAAUGCAGCCGCAAUCUGUGAACUUUUCCUGGAGUGCAUGCCAGACUAUCCAAUAAAUAAAUUAGAUGUAAACAUUUAUUUAUUUACAUGUUUAUAA